Messenger RNA from Puntigrus tetrazona (Sumatra barb), 4285 nucleotides. RefSeq lists its product as uncharacterized. The transcript is spliced from 20 exons. The record is from RefSeq and is a predicted model, not a curated record. The coding region runs from base 97 to 3633 and encodes 1178 amino acids. NCBI's taxonomy places the organism in Eukaryota, Metazoa, Chordata, Actinopteri, Cypriniformes, Cyprinidae.
AGUCAGCUGACCCGCUUAGGGAAAGCGGAGGCGCGUCGCAGCGCAGCUCUACUGCAUCGAAAGAGUGAUCGAUCCCCGCGACUUUCAUCAGCGAUCAUGAGCGGCGCACAGUCUCACGGUCGCUUCAGUGAUGAAAACUACAAAAACUGGCUGAAAACCACGGAGAGCCUUUACAUACUGAGGAACCGCGUUCGGGGCUUCAUCGAAAAGGAAACCGAAACCUAUCACAGUUCUCUUCGAAACAAACCUCAGCUCAACACACAGCCCUGUCCUUUAAAGUGCAAAAAUGCGAAUAAGCUUUGUCAGUCGUGUAAAGACUGGAAGAAGGAAAUCGGUGCCAAUCAUAAUGGCAAUGACAAUUAUAUGUACUGGGACAACUGUCUGCCUCAUCUAUGGCCUACGGAUAAGUGGGAAGUCGCCAAAGCACAUAUGCCGCGUGGGCACACGAAACAUCGCACGUUUGAUCAGUUUGAUAUUGCUGCCAUCCUAAACUUAAUGAAUUUCUGUAAACACUUUAAGAAGAUCGAAGGGAAGUUAUUGAGAGACGUGAUAACUGUACGGAACAACGUAAUGCAUUCACCCGACUUCAAAGUGAGCAAUGAGGAUAUGAAAAAGCAUCACAAAACGCUCCUGAACCUGGCCAAGGAGCUCGAACCGCACGUCCCAGAAAUGAAAGGCUUGGAAAAGGAGAUAACGAAGUUUUACAACAUUUUGGACAAGAAUUUCAGUCAAGCCCCGUGUGAGGUAGACGGUCAACAGGAAGAUGUCCAGGCCAUGAAAGACCGCCAGAGUGUUCGGGAUUGUGAGCAGCAGGCCAUGAAAGAUAAGAUUGAAGCGUUUAUCGCUCGCUUUGAGGAGAACCGAGAUGAAAGCGACAAGGAAAAACAUCGGGACAUGAAACGUUUCCUGGACUUCCUGGACCAAAACAAAGAUCUGCUGGAGAACCUCGGUCCUGAAGUUAACAAACUCAAAGAGAUGCAGGCGAGAGUAGAUCAACACGAGGAGCAGAUCAGCAACCUGACAGGAAGAGUGGACCAACUGGAGAAAGGGACACCUUUACCAAUGUUUCCUGGCAACCCACUUAAAUACAAAAACCACCUUUAUGAAUACUGUCAGUCAAAGAAAUGGCCAGAUGACAAGUUCCCUGAUUUUUCAGAGGAUCAAGAAUCCCAAGGUUACAGAGGUAAAGUGAGGGUGAAUGGGCAAAGAUUCACUGGCAAAAGGGUGUUUAACGACAAAAAGGCCGCUCAUCAGGAGGUUGCAUACAUUGCCCUCGAGCAGCUCAAAUUACAGGAAGAAAGCACCGAUGAACCAAUGAGCUCAGUCACGCAGCCCGAGGCCUCCUCUUCAUCUUCCUCAGGAAUGACUUUCUUUGGGAAAGUGACGGUGGAUCUCAAUCGAGAAGUUGCGUCUGACAGAUGCUCUUCUAAAGAAGAAGCGACUGAAGGAGCUUAUAAGGUUUUGUGGGAACGUUUUUGCAUCAGUGGUCCAAUAAAAGCAGGUCAGACCUACAAGUCAGUGACAGUGGGAUAUUUCAGUACAAAUGGCUUCCCAAAACCAAUAGAAGAUUUUGAUGACAGCACAACCAUCUGCAAGCUCAAACUCGUUGGGCCUUUUACUUUUAGCGACAAAGAUGGCUCCACCAAGAAGAAACAGGCAGAGCAACAGGCAGCUAAAGUUGCUCUGCAGCAUCUGUCAGGAAUCCUUGGCUGUCCUCCAACAUCAGAUACGGAGAAGAACUUCAAAGGUGUUCUGAAGGAGCGUCUAGACCAGCUGAGCAUCAGAAACCCUGUUUAUGACACAGUUGAUAAAGCAGAGGUCAGUGAAGAGCCCAUGGCCAUCGGCACCAGCUUGGACGCGGUUACUUCUACAGUAUCUAUCAGUGAGGAAGAAAUGAAAGAGCCUGCACGGCUCCCAUCAGGCCAGGAGUCAGUCCGUGUUCCUGUUCCUGUGCAGCCAGAUCCUCCAGACCCCAGCUCUCCAGCCUCACUGAGGAAAAAGCCCAGGAUGGACUGCCCAGGAAACACCUUUUAUGGGAAGGUGACUGUGGAUCUCAGUCGAGAAGUUGCGUCAGGCAGAUGCUCUACAAAGGAAGAAGCGGCUGAAGCUGCUUAUAAGGCUUUAUGGGAAAGUUUUGGCAUCAGUGCUCCAGCAGAAGGUCAGACGUACAGAACAGGGAUCAUGGAGUAUUUCAUCACACAUCAUUUACAAAAACCAACAGAAGAGUUUGUUUAUGAUGAAAACACAACCGUCUGCAAGCUCAAACUCACUGGGCCCUUUACUUUUUGUGACAAUGAUGGCUCCACCAAGAAGAAACAGGCAGAGCAACAGGCAGCUAAAGUUGCUCUGCACCAGCUAUCAUGGAUCCUCGGCUGUCCUCCAACAUCAGAUACGGAGAAGAACUUCAAAGGUGUUCUGAAGGAGCGUCUAGACCAACUGAGCAUCAGAAAUCCCGUCUAUGAAUCAGAUGAGAAUAAAGCAGAGACCAGCGAAGAGCCAGUCACCAGCGGUGUGAGCCCAAACCUUUCGAACUUAUCUGUGAGUCAGGCGGCAGCGAAAGAGCAUUCAGAGUCUGAAAGUACAUCCACAUCAGCUCAGAUCCCAUCAGGCCAAGAGCCAGUCCGUGUACCCGUUCCAGUACAGCCGGACCCUCCAGACUCACUGAGGAAAAAGCCCCGGCUGGAUUGUCCAAGUAAAGAUGAUGUGCUAUUGCAGGGGACACCAGUAGGGGACGCUAGUGAAAUCAACGAUCUGUUGAAUGUAUAUAACCUCAAGCCGCCACACGUGAACGUGGAAAACAUGAAGUGUGAUCAGAAUUUCAAAUGUACUGUGACAGUCAACCUGGAAAACUAUACUUAUGCUAACAAACUACAAGGGUACGACACCAAGAAAGAUGCCAUUAGAAAAAGCUACCUGUUAUUUGGCUGCGCGAUGGCCAUUUUGGAAGAUCCCAACGCAGAUGAAAAGAUGUCCAUUGCGCUGGUGAAGCAGCACUUUACUCAGAGGUCUCUUCCUCUUCCUCAGGAAGAUGUUGAAGAAUCUGAAAAGCUAUUUUACUGCUCACUAAAGAACAUAACUUACGAUGUGAAGUACGACGGACAAGGGUCCUCCGAGGAUGAAGCCAAGUUAAAUGCUCUCCAGAAAGCCCUAAGCGCACUAUCACCUCUCCUUGGUUAUCCUGCAGCGCUCGGAGCUGACAGCGCUGAGGAGGUGCACCAUCAGCUGAGCUCUAUGCUGAACGGGGCCCGGCAGAAAGAGCCUGUCCUUGACCUGAGGUCCGAGGAGCGGGCCUCCGUCCAGCUGUCUUUCUCUGAAUACACACUGAAGUGCACGUGUCAAAGCAACAAGAAAGCAGCCCGAAAUCAUCUGAGCGAACGCAUACUGGGUCUGCUGGGGGUCAAGACAGAAAACAAUGCGUCUUGGAGAAACAGCUUAGACGAGUGGUUCGCAAAGCAGAAUCUGGCAAAGCCGUCGUUUAAGGACACAGAAGAGGCGCUCGGAGCCAAGGCUACUUUCUCUGUUCAGUUAACCUGCUGCAGUCCAGGCUGGGAAGACAGCUGGGAAACGGCAAAGUCGAAGCUGCUUCAAGAGCUCAAGCUCAGAUUUCAGUUUCUGGAUGACAAAAACAAUUGAAAUGUAUUUUAGCUGGAAAAAAAUGGUCUGCUUGUCCCAGUCACUUACUCUAACUUGACUUGUCCUGGUGAAGCUUUUCAGUCCUGGCAAUUUUAGGGUGUUUUAUUUUUUCUUUUGAAUACAAAUCUAGCUUUACAUGUUUAAAUGUUAAAUUGAUUUAUUACAUCUUACAUUUCCCUGAGAUUUAAAUCAAAGACCAUGGCACUGAAUGAAACUAGAUGUAUUUUAAGGACUUUUACCACAGUUAUACCAGCUAAACAAACAAAUAUGAAUCUAGCACUGUGCGUAUGAUUCAAUGAGAUGAGAGACACUAUUAACAGUCUGGUUGUGAAUCUAUUCAUUCCACACUUGACCGAAGAGUCAUUUUACACUAUUUACUUUUAUUAGGAAUUGUAGCAUGAUGUACAUGAAUCAGAUCUUCAUAGGGUUUCAAGAUUACCUGUCUUUUAUAUAUUUAUUCAUUUUGAUUAAUGUUCCUCGUGAACUGUUGACUGUGCAAUUUAAAACCUGUUUACAAUGAGCUACAAAAAUGUUUUAGAAAAAGUGUAUUUUUGUGUAUUACAAAUGCUCUCUUGACACUUGAUUUUAAUCGGUAGGCUGUAUAACUGACUUAUGCAUACAUCUGUACAAAUAAAAUAAAUUAUUAUACAAA